UGCGACUGCCCGGCCCGGGUCCCUCCUCGGGUGGCUGCAGUCGGGCACCGCCAGCGCACGGAAGGAGCGGGUGGUAGGCAAGCGGGGGCUGACGGCGUCGUUCUUCGGCCCUUUUCUAGGAAUGGAGAAAAUUAACUUCUCGGGAGGGGAACCGUUUCUUCAGGACCGAGGCGAAUUUGUAGGCAAACUGGUCCAGUUUUGCAAGCAAGAGUUGAAGCUACCAAGCGUCAGCAUUGUCAGCAACGGCAGCCUGAUCAGAGAGCGGUGGUUCAAGAAGUACGGUGAAUAUUUAGACAUCCUGGCAAUUUCAUGUGAUAGUUUUGAUGAGAAUGUCAACGUUUUAAUUGGCCGUGGUCAAGGAAAGAAGAACCAUGUGGAAAACCUGCAUAAACUGAGACAGUGGUGCCGAGAUUAUGCUGUUGCUUUCAAAAUAAACUCAGUGAUCAACAGAUUUAAUGUUGAGGAAGAUAUGAAUGAACAGAUCAAGGCACUCAACCCUGUGCGCUGGAAGGUAUUCCAGUGCCUGAUCAUCGAUGGGGAGAACAGUGGUGAGGAUGCCCUGAGAGAAGCAGGGAACUUUGUUAUCAGUGAUGAAGACUUUGAACAAUUCCUGCAUCGCCACAAAGAUAUCUCCUGUUUGGUACCGGAAUCUAAUCAGAAGAUGAGGGAUUCAUACCUCAUUUUGGAUGAAUAUAUGCGUUUUCUAAACUGCAGAAAUGGACGGAAGGAGCCUUCCAAAUCUAUCCUAGAUGUUGGCGUAGAAGCAGCUAUAAAAUUCAGUGGAUUUGAUGAGAUGAUGUUCCUAAAAAGAGGAGGAAAGUAUGUGUGGAGUAAAGCCGACAUGAAACUGGACUGGUAACCCGAUACACUGAGUUGGGGCAGGUGCAUUAUGUAAAGAAAAUGGGUGUGUAUAUAUGUAUAUAUGUAUUAAUCCUUUUAACUACACUUGGUAUAUUAUAUGGAUCGAUGUUCAGUAUUAUUCCAUAUGUGAAUGUGUUAAAUGUUUUUAAAAUGUAGAUUAUGUUCUUAUCUAUUUUUCGGUCGAACAUUUCUAAGUACCUACAGAGCUUUCACAUAAACAGACCUCUGAAAUCGACUUUCUCGUCCAUCGUAUGAGGGACUUAAUGGCAGACCAUUUAGGCAAUGUCACACAGGGAACGUUUUUAAGAUAAAACAUAAGUGUGCAUGCCAGAAACCAAACGAAACCCCACCCUGAUCUCUAAUUCAUUAUGAACAGCUGUAAUGAUACGUAAGUGGAAACGCUUAUCAGGGAACGUAUUCUGCCUCGGUCGUAUGGAAAGGUAGCUUGCAGUUCCUGACUCGAUCACGAGAGGGCCAGCUGGCAGUCCUUUGCAAGCAGCCCCUGCCGCCUUCAGGGGUAAUAAGAGGGUCAGAAUCUAGCAAUCAUUAUCUGGAACAAUAUAUUUACAGGGAAAUCAAGAUGAAAAAAUUGGCAAUUUUCAUUCCUUAAGACUUAACUGUAAAAGCAUCUGUUGUUCUCCUCACUCUCCUCCAUAUACACACAUGAUAUUUGCAAAAAAUGUUGGGGGAUGUAAUUUUCUGUGAAAAUGUGUUUUUAGUCAUGGAAAAAAUACUAUAUUUGUCCUAAAACGUAAAAGUGCAUUUUACCCAGUGAUGACCAACUUCUUAUUUCAGAUUGGCAAUGACCUUAGUUCUAACAAAUAUUUAGAGUGAAAACAAGGUUUGCAUUUUAUUCAUAACUUCCUCCAUUUUCCUUUUCUCUGCAAAUAUUGAUUUAAAAUUUUUAACAUUUUUUCUCUCCCCAUAUAUACAGUUCUGAUGAAGAUCCCUUCUGAAAUUAAUUAAUCCCACGUAGCACACCUAAUAUGUAUCUUCUGUGGCAUGCUGGCUGUGUUAUGCCGCAUGUUUUUUAUUUUGCUAAGCCAUGGAAUACAAAAAACAACAUUCAUAUAUCAUGUAACCUUGCUUUAAUGGUUGCUUGGCUCGGUAAUCGUUCUUACGUGCUGGUUACAAACAUGCAGGUAUUAAGUGAAACAAAUUGGGUGUUGUGAUAGCUGCCUUUGAUUUUAAGAGCUGGCAGCAUCAGUAUAAAAAAGACAAAAGUCAAAAACCCCUGCAAAACCAGUAAUCUAAUAUGCUGCCCUUGUUCUUGGCUUUCUGGCAAUUUUUAUGGCUUUAUAAUUACAGUUUUCUAAAUUUAACUAGUCCCAUCCGCCCCAAAGCUCUGUAUGAAUAAGAUAAGCAUUGUACAAAGCAGAAGUGAGCUGGCACUACUCAUUCUUACUGUCCCUUCAACUCAAUGCCUGGACUGUCUCACACGUUUCAGUAUUUGCAGCAGCUGGGAGCCAGGAUGCAUCAGAUGUACCAUGUAGCGAAAAUGACACCUUCUGUCCUUUUUCUGAUAAUGCUAGCUUAUUUUUUUUUUAAAGAGUAUUUCAAGAGAAAUUAUUUGCAUUCACCUAAUGCUUCCUCAAAGUUGAAGGGGAAAGCACAUUAAGUAGGAGCUGCUACUUCUGAAUAAAGGAAGGUGCAUCUCUGAAUGCACUGUGAAAAUGUUUCCAUUUCUAAUUCCUUCAGUUUCUAUUUUUACGACCCUAAGUGUAUAUAUACUGUCUCAGCGGUGCUCUUUUGUCGCUUUGUAUUUUGCAUUUUGCAAUCACAACAUUUCCUAGACACUUAAAUUUAAUUUUUUUUUCUUGUAUUGAUAC
Molecule: messenger RNA, 2690 nt
Organism: Egretta garzetta (little egret)
Lineage: Eukaryota; Metazoa; Chordata; Aves; Pelecaniformes; Ardeidae
Gene: RSAD2
Product: radical S-adenosyl methionine domain containing 2
Exons: 5
Coding region: 122-859 (245 amino acids)
Biological process (GO): positive regulation of immune response; defense response to virus
Cellular component (GO): lipid droplet; mitochondrion; endoplasmic reticulum membrane
Molecular function (GO): 4 iron, 4 sulfur cluster binding; catalytic activity
Source: RefSeq, a predicted model, not a curated record